This is a messenger RNA of Phymastichus coffea, 1727 nucleotides long. RefSeq lists its product as uncharacterized. Gene Ontology annotation, molecular function: protein binding. Lineage: Eukaryota; Metazoa; Arthropoda; Insecta; Hymenoptera; Eulophidae. The record is from RefSeq and is a predicted model, not a curated record. The coding region runs from base 435 to 1727 and encodes 430 amino acids. The transcript has 9 exons.
UCCCUGUGUAUAGAAUAGUAUAUGAAAAAUAAUACGUGCUCACAUAGGUGACGUUUAUGAAACCUGUUUUUUUUUUAAUUUUUCUACUAAGGUGCUCCUUGAAUAAAAAAAACAUCUUAGUGGCUAUAGUUUCUAAGUUAAUGGUUAUUUUUACAUAAGAUUCAUUUACGGGAGAAAAAUUUGAAAAAGACAAGGUUACCUGAUUGUCACCUAUGUUUAGAUGUGCUAUUGUGGACGUACUUUUAGAGUGCUAAGGUGAAUGUGAGGUAAUACUGUGACAGGCAUAUACAAUUAUAAUGUGUAUUAAAACAAAUAUUUUUGUUAUUGAAAUUUUAAUGAUAACAAUUAUUGUUAACGUCUUUUAAGAUUUUCGACAAGAUAACUCGAUAACCAUUGUCAAUUAAAAUUUAAAUAAUUUUCAACUUCAUUUGAAAAUGUUCCCUGUCGAAAUUUGGGAAAAAAUUUUGAAAAAUAUUGAUGCAGGCGAUCUCAUUCGCUUGAAAACUGUAAAUAGCGUGUGGAAUGCUAUUAUCUCUAAAUAUUUGCAAGAAUCGGAUGCUUGGUUUAAGCAAUGCAGCAAGGAUGUUCCACAAAAGUAUUGGCUUUCACUUUUGGAAAAUUCACUUUACUUGACAACUCUAUUGCACAAGCACAAAAACCUAAAUGAUAAAAGUGAAUAUCUUAACUAUAAAGUAUGGAUGAUAAUUUAUCGGGCUUGGGUAAAAUGGUCUAACAUUGAAAGCUGUAAUGCUAAUAUUAUUGACAUAUUCUAUCCUAUGCCUGAACAUCGCCCAUCAGAGCAUAUAACAUGUUGUUCUACUUUAGGAGAACUGGUAGUUAUUGGCUCUACAGAAGGAUACAUCAGGAUAUUCAAUCUAUGUAGCAAUAAACUUGUAUUCAGAAUUGAUCAAUAUGUAAAAGUUUUAGAUGUAAAGUUGUGUCUUCAAGGAAAGAACAAUGAUAAAAUUAUUUUGAUAGCUACUUCAGUUACUAAUAAAAGUACAGUUUGGGAUAUAACAAGUCAAACAAACUUGAUGACUAUGACUGGUGAUGUAAUAUGUGCUGGAUAUGGGUAUUACUGUACAACACUGUGUUAUGAUAAAAUUCUUGUACAUGAUGCUGUAAAUGAAAAUUCUUUUCCUAUUAGACUGUUUAUAAAAGAUUAUAAUAUGAAACCUAACAAAAGAUACAGCAAUACCAGGCCUAUUAUGAAAUAUGUAGAUAUGGCAAUUAAUGAACAGCAACUUUGUUUCUUGUCUGAUACAGGAUUAUAUUGUGAAUUAAAUUUGCAAGAUAUAAGUCAGUCUUCUAAAACCUUAUAUACCCCAAAUGUCACAUAUAUUGGAAUACCAAAGAAUCACAAAAUUUAUCGUUACUAUUUAUUCAGUCAGCAUGUAUCAUUUUGUAUUACAGAUAGAGGAUAUUUGGGAGUUUCCAUUCAUAAAAAGAGAUGGCAAAUGUAUAAUGUAUAUCCAUUUCUUGAAGGCAAAGUUACAGCUCUCACAUUUCACGUUCGUGUUUUAGUAUUUGGUUUAGAUUCAGGAGAUGUAUGUCUGUUUUUUGCGGAGAACAUUUUAAGUUUACAAGCACUAGAUUUCAAAUCUCAAAAGUUCAAAAGAAUCCACGUUGCGUCAGAACCAAUUGUUUGCGUAAAUAUUAUGGAAAUCAAAGGUGAUCAAAGACUGUUAGUUGCAACGAAAAAUACUGUUUAUCAUAUCAAAUUUUAA